AUGGCUCGAACAAGGAGCAUCACACCCAGUGCAAAAGGGCCUCCGGGGGCAGAGCUGACUGUAUCCAAGGCACGUUGCGUCUGGGCCUUUGACACCCCUGAGAAGGAAGGCAAGCGGAGGGAUCCAAACGGACGAGCAAAAACAGGUUUUCUUCAGGAGCUGCUGGCCCGAGAAACGGCUAACGCGGUGCUUCGCCGAGGGGGCCUCACCAUCAGUAUCACUCGGGGCGGCUUUCAAAUUCAGCAAGCCACAACAGUUAAAAACAAGGAUAUAAGAAAAUUUGGGGGUGGUGUCUAUGUUUCUGAAAAAGGAACAGUUCAGCAGGCCUACGAAGAAAAUUUAGAGCUGUUCAGAAACAAAAUGCCCACGAUUCCUAAGACCUAUAAAGGAAAUGUUGAAAGGAAGACAUGUGAGGACAUUCAGGAUGUCAAGGGUAAUACGAAGACGGCGCCAAUGGCCAUUCCAGAAAAAGAGUUCCAAAAUGGCUUUGGCGGGUGGACUAGGUGCGGAUGUUGGUGCACAGCUUCCCAAAGGGAGUACUUCGAAGGUGACCAUUGUGAUACUCAGCAACAAGCUGGACAGGUCAGCUCUGAGUCCUUGCUGGGCAAGGAGAGGAAUUCAAAUGGGGUUCGGGAAGAGUGGGAUAGUGGGGGAGCAGUGCCCAUAUUAGAAGCUGCAAACCGGAGGAUUCCGGCUAAAAACCAGUUUUUCCGAGAUGUGGCUGGCCUUGCACGCAUCGCAGCUCACUUUUCUGCAGCCGUUUCGGAAAAUAACCGCAAUAGUCUUCCUUUUUCAAAGUCCGAUGUGCAGAGUAUUAUGGUGCUCGCUAGUACUCUAGUUAGGGGCUCCUCUGGGCUUCCAGAGGAGAGCCUGGUCUCGAGGACUGCUGCUUUGACCUGGAGUCUCGUUGGUGAGAGAGAGAGAGGACAGUCACACAGAGAGGGCCGUUGCCUAGAAAGAGGGGUGAGAGCGAAGGGCCUGCAUCUGAGCACUCGGGGUGGGAAGUCGGAUGAGUUUCGCCAGUCUUCCAGGGCGGUGGUGGUUAGCUCCCAGUACGUUGGUUGGGGUGAGGAGGGCUGGAGGAUUUGUUGCCUGGACCUGGAGCAGUGUUCUCUUAAGGUGUUGGAGCCUGAAGGAAGCCCAAGCCUGUGUUUAUUGAAGCUAAUGGGGGAGAAAGGUUGCACAGUCACGGAACUGAGUGACUUCCUGCAGGCUAUGGAACACACUGAAGUUCUUCAGCUUCUCAGCCCUCCAGGAAUAAAGAUCACUGUAAACCCAGAAUCAAAGGCCGUCUUGGCUGGGCAGUUUGUGAAGCUGUGUUGCCGGGCAACUGGACAUCCUUUUGUACAGUAUCAAUGGUUCAAAAUGAAUAAGGAGAUUCCGUACGGAAAUACGUCAGAACUUAUUUUUAACGCAGUGCACGUAAAAGAUGCAGGCUUUUAUGUCUGUCGAGUUAAUAACAAUUUCACCUUUGAAUUCAGCCAGUGGUCACAGCUGGAUGUUUGCGACAUCUCAGAAGUAACAGAAAGCUUCCGGGGAAGUUUCGAUGGCCUCUCUGAAUCCAAGCUGCAAAUCUGUGUUGAGCCGAGGUCCCAAAAGCUGAUGCCAGGCAGCACCUUGGUCUUACAGUGCGUUGCUGUUGGAAGCCCUAUUCCUCACUACCAGUGGUUCAAAAAUGAAUCACUAUUGGUACAUGAGACAAAGAAGCUAUACAUGGUGCCUUAUGUGGAUUUGGAACAUCAAGGAACCUAUUGGUGUCACGUGUACAAUGAUCGAGACAGUCAAGAUAGCAACAAGGUAGAGGUCAUCAUAGGAAGAACAGUUGAGGCAGUGGAAUGCACUGAAGAUGAAUUAAAUAAUCUCGGGCAUCCUGCUAAUAGAGAGCAAACAACCAACCAGCCCCUGGCAAAGGACAAGGUUGCCCUUUUGAUAGGAAAUAUGAAUUACCGGGAACACCCCAAACUUAAAGCUCCACUGGUGGAUGUGUAUGAAUUGACCAAUUUAUUAAGGCAGCUAGACUUCAAAGUUGUUUCCCUGCUGGAUCUCACUGAAUAUGAGAUGCGUAAUGCUGUGGAUGAGUUUUUACUACUUUUAGACAAAGGAGUAUAUGGGUUAUUGUAUUACGCAGGACAUGGUUAUGAAAACUUUGGAAACAGCUUUAUGGUCCCUGUUGACGCUCCAAAUCCAUAUAGGUCGGAAAAUUGUCUCUGUGUACAAAAUAUACUGAAAUGGAUGCAAGAAAAAGAAACUGGACUCAAUGUGUUCUUGUUGGAUAUGUGUAGGAAAAGAAAUGACUACGAUGACACCAUUCCGAUCUUGGAUGCACUAAAAGUCACUGCCAAUAUCGUGUUUGGAUAUGCCACGUGUCAAGGAGCAGAAGCUUUUGAAAUCCAGCAUUCUGGAUUGGCAAAUGGAAUCUUUAUGAAAUUUUUAAAAGCGAGAUUAUUAGAAGACAAGAAAAUCACUGUGUUACUGGAUGAAGUUGCAGAAGAUAUGGGUAAAUGUCACCUCACCAAAGGCAAGCAGGCUCUAGAGAUUCGAAGUAGUUUAUCUGAGAAGAGAGCACUUACUGAUCCAAUACAGGGAGCGGAAUAUUCUGCAGAAUCUCUGGUGCGGAAUCUACAGUGGGCCAAGGCUCAUGAACUUCCAGAAAGUAUGUGUCUUAAAUUUCAAUGUGGUGUUCAUAUUCAGUUAGGAUUUGCAGCCGAGUUUUCCAAUGUCAUGAUAAUCUACACAAGUAUAGUUUACAAACCACCUGAGAUAACAAUGUGUGAUGCCUAUGUUACCGAUUUUCCACUUGACCUGGAUAUUGAUCCAAAAGAUGCAAAUAAGGGCACGCCUGAAGAAACGGGCAGCUACUUAGUAUCAAAGGAUCUUCCCAAGCAUUGCCUCUACACUAGACUCAGUUCACUGCAAAAAUUAAAGGAACAUCUCGUCUUCACGGUGUGUUUAUCGUAUCAGUACUCUGGACUGGAAGAUGCCGUGGAGGAGAAGCAGGAGGUGAACGUCGGGAAGCCUCUCAUUGCCAAGUUAGACAUGCACCGAGGCUCGGGAAGGAAGACUUGCUUCCAAACCUGUCUCAUGUCGAACGGCCCUCACCAGAGCUCGCCCUCCCCCUCGCAAGGAGCAGGGCAUCACCACUCGUCUCAGGACGCAUUCUGUGGCGUUUACCGUCCGCACCUCGGUGACCCAGACUCCGCUGUUCCAUCAGAGAGCUGUCCUUGCAGCCGGACUCCAAGCGCGCUGCUUUCGGGCUAUUACGCUCACCACUAUUCGUGCCACUUUAGCAGGAGCAACGUGCCAGUAGAGACAACGGAUGAAAUGCCAUUUAGCUUCUCUGACAGGCUCCGAAUUUCUGAAAAGUAGCCUUGUUUUCGGAAAGUUAGGAUGAUCACGGGAUGCCUCCUGUGAAAUAGUGCUGUACUCAUGCAAACUGAGGCACAGUGAGACGGCAUGUAUGUGUAAAGUAUCAUGGUAAUAAUGGUUUUAUAGCAGACUCUGGACUUAGAGACACUGGACUUACGUUAUUUAAUCACAGACUUUCUCUUCUU
This is a messenger RNA of Carlito syrichta (Philippine tarsier), 3551 nucleotides long. It is a transcript of the gene MALT1, whose product is annotated as MALT1 paracaspase. Gene Ontology annotation, cellular component: ribosome. Gene Ontology annotation, biological process: proteolysis; translation. The transcript has 25 exons. The coding region runs from base 1 to 3366 and encodes 1121 amino acids. Lineage: Eukaryota; Metazoa; Chordata; Mammalia; Primates; Tarsiidae. Gene Ontology annotation, molecular function: structural constituent of ribosome; cysteine-type endopeptidase activity; rRNA binding. The record is from RefSeq and is a predicted model, not a curated record.